AGCCCCGGACGCACGUCAGAGCAAACGUUGAACGACACGAACUUUCCGAACUCACACUAUGACUGUGAAAAGGUUCCUCGCUUUGUGAACGGUUUAUGUGAAGUGUGCAUUGUCAAGCUGUGACUGAAAGUUUCCUGUCGUUUGUCUGAUUAUUGACUUUUCUGUAGCGGACUUGAUAGGACUCUUAUUAAAGGAUGAGAAUGGGAGCUAAACCGACCACGACGCUUUUUGUGCUGUAAUUCGGAAGACCAUAACGACCAAAUAAUAUUCAAGUUCUAAAAAUCAAGUAAAAUGGCGAUAAUUGUCAGUGAGAUAUGUGUACGAACGGGUGCAGUUAUGCUGGUGGUGGCUGGGAGUGCUUCUGCAAGAGUGGCCGGCAAAAUGGGAGGAUACUCAAACAAAAUGGGAGGAAAAUCCACGAGCGGCAUAAACGAGGAAAUAAUUUGGAUCAGCAUUAGUAUGGCUAUUGCCAUCGCGGUGUUAAUAGCCAUUGCCCUCUGCUAUAUCCUGAAGGAGAAAUGUAGCAAGCGGCGGGCGUAUAAGGAGCAAUCAUGACGCUAUAAGGAGGAGUUUGCGAGGCACGCCCUCACUGACUCCUACAAGACGAACGAACACGAAUUCCCAGCGUACACACUCUAUCCACAGUACUCACCCGAUGGAACUGAAUAUUAUUAUAACUUCCACAGAUUCUCAUAUUUAAAGAAUUCAUUCAAAACACCCCCAAAAGACUACCCUUCCCUUGAUCGCGAAGAAAUUUAUAUUAAUGCGUAAGCAUUUCUUUUAUAUAAUAUGAGAAUCUACAAAUUUAUUGUAUAUACGUACUAUCGACAAAAUUGAUUCAUGAUCCACUUUGCUGAUAAUUCCUUUAAAAUCAUAAAAACAGAUUUAUAUUUGCACGAAAAAGAAGAAAGUCUGGCUAUUAAAGGAAAUGUAUGUAAACCCACUUGUUUAUUAACUGUAGGAAAAUUACGAGGAUAUUAAGGCACAAUACAAGUAACAGAACAGAAGCGUAACUCAACUCCUUGCCUCCUUGAAAUUUAUACCUACGUCUGGGAGCGCUAGGGUUGGUACAUACAAAAAAAUUAACGACGCGGACGGCGCCGCGCAGCUAAUUUAACUCGGACAGCGGCGAGUCCCGGCGGCGUACCGCGUGCGACUUAACAGUAGUGAUGUGCCAAGUACGGUUUGAUUCAAAAGAGACUCGAUUCCCGCUUUGGACUCGCCUACUCGAAUACCAAUUUAUUUUGAUUCGAGUACGUUUCUUGUACUCAAGUCAGGCAAAUCGACUUUGUACUUGCUGACUCGAUUCUAUAAUAUCUUAAAUAGCUUCUAAAAGAUCUCUUUUUUGUGUAAUAAAACUUAUAGAAUUUGAUCGCAUUUCUGGUUCCUAGAUACGUCCUUAGAGUCUGCUAUGCUUUUUUUGUAGUGUUUAAAAAUAUUUUCAUUAAAAAUGUUUGAUGUAUUAUCGUUGUGUAUAUGAAACGUACCUACAUGUUGCUGUAAUACCAUUUCGAUUUUUUCCUAGUUGUUCUAAAAUUGAUUACAGCCUGGAAUUUCCAACAUGUUGUUUUAAUACCAUUUCGAUUUUUUCCUAGUUGUUCUAAAAUUGAUUACAGCCUGGAAUUUCCAACAUGUUGUUUUAAUACCAUUUCGAUUUUUUCCUAGUUGCUCUAAAAUUGAUAACAGACUAGAAUUUCCAGAGUAGAGUUCUGGACUCGAGUCAACUCAAAAAUUCGAGUACUGGGCUCGAAUACCGCAUAUAUAUGCGGUAUUACAAUCGACUCGACUCGAGCCGACUCUAUCCACCCAAACAGACUCGGCACAUCACUACUCAAUAGUCUUGUCUUCCCAAGAUUGCUUAGCGUCCGAGUAAAUGUGUGUAUGUGUGCGUGCGUCGGUUCCGGCACUCUACUUAAAGUACUGUUCCAUUACACAAUUGCACAUCACGAUUCAAUUUUGUCGAUAGUACAUAAUCGUAAAUUUAGAAUACUAAUCCUUUAUGUGUGUAUAUAGUAAGAUAGAAAGUGUAUAUGUAGAAAUUAUUGAUCGAGGUAGAAAAAUGAAUUUAAAAAACAAAUGAAAGAAUUUAACUUAAAACUCUUUGCUCGGUGUUCUAAUGUUAAGUUAUGAAAGAGAAGGUUAAAAUAAAUAAUUACUGUGAUAAAUAUUAUAUUUAAUUUGAACCUAUAAUACGAUAUAUAUGAAACCAUUGAUUUAGUAUCCCAUCUAGAUAAUUUUUUCGAGAGCCUUUAUUAAAAGACAUCUCUACUGGGUUGUAGAUAUCAGAUAAUUAAAACCGUUUUUUAGUUUAAAAAAAUUGUAGGAAUCUUAACACACUGCAAAAUUCUCUUGACAAUUCUUAUUUAAUAUUGAAUGUCCACUUAAGUAGUCCCGAAACUGUGCUUAUUUAGAAAAAUUUAAAUAUAAUUGCAGUACCUAACGUGCGCUUUGCCAAUGAAACUAAAUAUGAAUUCCUGGUGUAUUCUGCCAGAAUACAAGCCAAACGACUCCGUAUUUAUAACUCUCAUCAAAUAUAAUUUAUUAGUCAUAAACUUCUAGGAUAUAGACGAUCCGGCAGCCCGAUUAUGUGUUAACAAUUUUGACUUUUUUAUGUGAAAUCAUCAUCAUUUCAGCCGGAAGAUGUCCACUGCUAGACAAAGGCUUCCCCUAAAGAACACCAUAACGAUCGGGCCUGCGCUGCCCUCAUCCAACCUACUCCGGCGAUCUUGACCAGAUCGUCGGUACAUCUUGUGGGGGGCCUACCAACCUUUCGCUACGUGGUGGCCAUUCGAAGACCUUGCUGCCCCAACGGCCGCCUGUCCUUCGAGCUAUGUGCCCUGCCCACUGCCACUUCAGUUUCGCAAUCAUUUGUGUGUGUAUUUCACAUUUAAUAAACAGUUAGUUAAAUAUACAAAGUGCCGAGUAGCUACACUUUUGCCUCCUGAAUCGGGCUAUAAUCUAUCUAUCUAUAUCAGUAAUGUAAAUGGUCUUCGUUUGAGGCUCAAUCAACGCCUAAACCACUGAUCGUAUCGACAUGAAACUACCACCGUUCGAUGCGAAAUGUAUCCUAGAUAGUUUAUGGCUACUUAUUUUUUAUUGUAUUUGUAAUAAGUUGAAUAAAAUUUAAUUUUUUUAAAUUCGGCCAGCGAAGCGGACGGGAACGGCUUAUUAUACAAGCAGAAUGUUCCAAAUCCGAUUCAAUUUUGCGCUCAAGCAAACAAACUUAGAUAAUUUAUGUCUAGAUAGAGUCUUUUGCUGCUAGACAAACGAUGAAACCAGGCCAGGUUUAUCGCUCUAGUGUGCGUGAAAAGUUAUGUUUUACACUCGCGAUUUGUGUGUCACUUUGUGUUAGUGUGCAGGGUGCAUGCAUAGCACAAAAUAGAGGCUAACUGUCAACCUCAAUUCUUUUCGGCUUUUUCACAGCUGUCACAGUCAUCUAGACGUAUCAAAGAUAGAAUCAAACAAACAAAAAAACCACUUCCGCCUUAUAAUAUGAGUCUAGGUUUUCAUUUUAUCUUUAACGAAGAUACAGCAAAGUAGAAAUGGAACUCGAAUCUAAUGUUACUGUAACCAAUUUUGAUUGAGUAAGUCGUAAAUAGUCAACCAUGCUUGGAAUUUGUUAUUAAGUAUUUUGAAUAUUAAACUAGCUAUCCACUAGUAAACGCACACCUUGGCAUUGUCGGGCUGUCAGAUCGUUCAUACGCUAAUAUAUUUUAAGUCAGAGAUGAGUUUUAGGAUGUAGCUUUUAGAGGGCAAAUUACUAUUAUUAUACGGAGACUUUGAGUUAUAGGGGAACAAUUAAUAAUUAUUUGAGAUAUUUAUAUUUACUUACUUAUAACUUUAAUGAAUGUCCUAUUAAAUAAUAAUUCUAUUUGGGUAGAAACAUUAUUUUAUUUGAUGACUGACGCACUAUAAAGAACUAGACUCAUAAUAGCCUGAUAAAAGAACGUAAAAAAUGUCAAAUUUACUUCUACACAUAACUUAAAAAUAUUCAAAUUAACACCUUAUUUCGUGGCAGUAAUGUUCAAAGUCUGUUGUAUACGCUCAUAAGGAGUUCAUUGAUUAUGGUGUGAUAUAUUCAAAAGAGACGUCCGUCUCAUUCACACAUUUCGUAGGCGAUUAAUUUUGUUUUAGCAAUUGUAGUAUAAUUAUUAAGCAAAAUUAUUAAAAACGUCAUGUUAGCUACACAAUUUUAUACAAACACUUCAUGUUUUUUUAAGUUUGGAUAUUAUGUUGUUAUUUAGACAUUUUUUCACUCAACUUUGUCAUUGCGUGGCAUUGUAAUCAAAGCGCGGUCGUAACACAACGAAAGCUCUGCUAAAUUGACGCGUAAGCAGAGUUUUGCUUCAGACAGUUUUUGAGCGUGUUUGUGAGCUUAUUUCUAUAUUGUACAUCAGUGACUUUGAUAUACUAAGAGCUACGAUAACCUUGUACAUUAAAGUAUGCUCCUGUACGAGAAUCUUGAAACAAUUUGUUAUCUAACUUCGAAAGUUGAAUAAAGUCGUUUUAAAACUUCUAGCUCGACCAAUUUUUCAAUGCUUUUGUACAGUUGAGAGCAAAUUGUGAUAAAAUUAUGUUGUUUAUAUGGAAUGUUUUGUUUAUUAUUGUAACUUUCAAUGUUCUGUUGAAAACUCGUUGCAGCCUUGCUAGUAAAAUCUUCUAAAAAAAUGUUCUAAGUACUUACACCCCCUCAUCUAAAUCCUUUUUUUUGUUUGUUUCGCAGUCUGUUUUUCAAAAAUAGCACUUUAUUAUUAAUAAAAAAGUAAUACGCGCGACACCGAUGGUUUAUGUCACUGCGAGCAGCGAGUCUUUGACAUUUUGACGUAUUUCGUUUCGGUUUAGAUGGUCAUUGGUAUGUCAUGUACACAAAUUUAAAUCUUAUAUAAAUCUAAUUAAUUUAUGAGUUACGUUAAUAUAAGUGAAGGAUUGCUGUAAACGACGAUGACUUAUUAUAUUAUUCAUUAUUAAUAAUAAAUGAUAUAAAUUAA
Messenger RNA from Leptidea sinapis, 4988 nucleotides. RefSeq lists its product as uncharacterized. The transcript is spliced from 4 exons. Bases 292 to 555 code for a protein of 87 amino acids. The record is from RefSeq and is a predicted model, not a curated record. Lineage: Eukaryota; Metazoa; Arthropoda; Insecta; Lepidoptera; Pieridae.